AUGGCGUCUCGGCCGAUCGUUCUGAGAUUCGAAAGCCGCAAUGGCCAGUUCCGGUUGACAGUCAGCCCACAGGAACUAUUUCCCUCGCUCAAGCAGAAGAUUUUGGAGCACCUCCCUCCGGAUACUGAACCCUCUUCGAUAAACCUUUCCAACAAGCCCAUAGGUACCGGUGGAGAUGAGAGACUUUUGGGCACUCUCGAUGGUGUUGCACUUGGAACUGUCGGUCUAAAACACGGAGACAAGCUGUACCUUGGCUAUCAAGAAAAGCAAAACUUGCAAGACGGCUCCGUAAAUGGCAAUACUACGAAUGGGUCUUCUCGGCGUCUGAAUGGAGCCCCUGUCCCGCAACCCGAAACCGUUUCGAUUCGCCCCCAACCUACCUCACCGACCGCUAUAAUCAAAAACCCCUGGGAUGUGGUCCAGCAGUCGCCCCUCGACGAUGCGUUGGAUAAGAAAGAUGGGAAAAUAAAGCGCAACCGUGACAUGAAAAUGUGCAAGCAUGGUCCCAAGGGCAUGUGCGACUAUUGUAUGCCGCUAGAACCUUACGACCCCAAGUACCUUGCGGAGAAGAAGAUCAAGCACUUAUCGUUUCACUCCUAUUUGCGGAAACUCAAUGCUGCGACCAACAAAGCCGAGCUCAAGAGCUCCUUCAUGCCCCCACUCAGUGAACCAUACUACCGAGUAAGACGGGAUUGCCCGUCGGGACAUCCUUCGUGGCCGGAGGGAAUCUGUACCAAGUGCCAACCAAGUGCGAUUAGCUUGCAGCCUCAAGAGUUCCGUACUGUGGACCAUGUGGAGUUCGCUUCUCCUGAUCUCAUUAACUCAUUGCUCGAUUUCUGGCGUAAGUCCGGUGCUCAACGGUUGGGGUUCCUCUACGGCACCUACGAAGAGUACACUGAGGUUCCUCUGGGAGUCAAAGCUGUGGUUCAAGCGAUCUAUGAGCCACCUCAGGUGGAUGAAAUUGAUGGCGUCACUCUUCAUGAAUGGCACAAUGAGAAGGAGGUGGACGAUGUCGCACGCUUGUGUGGCCUUGAGAAAGUCGGCGUUAUAUUUACUGACUUGCUAGAUGCUGGACAAGGGGACGGCUCGGUUGUCUGCAAGCGACACAUUGAUUCACACUUCCUUUCGUCCCUAGAGAUUACAUUCGCAGCGCGGUUACAAGCCCAAUAUCCGAAAGCAACCAAGUGGAGCCGGUCUGGUCGAUUUGGUUCCAAUUUUGUCACUUGUGUUCUCAGUGGAGACGAGGAGGGUGCCAUCUCGGUAAGCGCCUACCAGGCGUCAGUUGCAGCAGUUGAGAUGGUCAGGGCAGAUAUUGUCGAACCGUCUGCGGAGCCCUCGGUCAUGCUCGUACAGUCCGAAGAGGAUGACUCUGGGAACAGGUCGCGGUAUAUACCCGAAGUUUUCUACCGAAAGAUUAACGAGUAUGGUAUUAGCGCCCAGCAAAACGCAAAACCAGCAUUCCCUGUUGAUCAUCGGCGAAAGCAGGAGCUUCGUCACGUCGCCAAAAAGCUCGUUUCCCACGGCGACCCUGACAAGGCGAUUCGCGCCGUAUCCGACUUCCAUCUUCUGUGUUUCCUCCACUCUCUAUCCACAUUCAGCAAGGAUGAGGAAGCACUCCUCGGCCGCGUUGCGACAACACAUGAUCCCGCAGACGGAGUCCAGUUGAUAAACACCCCCGGGUGGGCGACGUUGGUCACAAUUCUUCAGGAAAGUGGUGAGCGCCCCCCUAAGCGCCCCUGGCUGAGCUCGGCCGAUUCUCCACGCGCAGUGCCCCAAGCUGGAAAACGUUUAUUCCCCUCAAGGCCUGAAUCUCCAAAAUCAGAAAGUGAACAGCUUGCUAAGAGGUUCAAGGGAGCUAGUCUAGAGUGA
Messenger RNA from Aspergillus bombycis, 1869 nucleotides. RefSeq names its product nuclear protein localization protein 4 (gene npl4). Gene Ontology annotation, biological process: ubiquitin-dependent protein catabolic process. The coding region runs from base 1 to 1869 and encodes 622 amino acids. Gene Ontology annotation, cellular component: nucleus. Lineage: Eukaryota; Fungi; Ascomycota; Eurotiomycetes; Eurotiales; Aspergillaceae. The record is from RefSeq and is a predicted model, not a curated record. Gene Ontology annotation, molecular function: ubiquitin binding; ubiquitin protein ligase binding. The transcript has 5 exons.